AUGCCGGCGCAAUACCUGAGCCAGGCUGCGCAGCGAAUUGUGAAGGAGUCCCACGCAAAAUCCGAUUGCGUGAAUGGACAAUUCCUGGACACUCCAAUUGGCAAAGGCGGCAAGGUGGAUGACACUUCCGUCGUCGUGGGAGAGAUCAUUGAGUGGACGGAAGCACAUACACAGAUUUGGUCCGAGGUCCGCAGAAACAGAAGAUGGAAGGACGUGAUCUCCUGUGGCGGAAUGCAGUGUGGAGUAGCCCGACACCCAUGCUCCUGCGAGGGAGAUGACGAUGAAAAGAGUCGAUUUCGGGGUCGAAGUGAAGAUGCCAGUGAGGAUUCCUCAGAUGAAGAAGAAGGAGUUUGUUCCAUCGCUUGA
Molecule: messenger RNA, 366 nt
Organism: Effrenium voratum
Lineage: Eukaryota; Dinophyceae; Suessiales; Symbiodiniaceae
Source: the annotation of a GenBank genome assembly